AUGAUCCUGCCGUACGAAGACGAACGCGCAUCCCAAACUCCCUCCCCACCCCAAAUCGCCUACUUGUCGCAUCUCAAUUCCCGCCAAUCGGACUCCAAUGGCUCCAUGUCAGCACCCAGUCGACAGAAGAAAAAUUUUUCCCGCCAUGCCUGGACGCACGACGACGUGAAUGUGAGCCGUCGUCUCUCGGAUAUUGGCGAGGAGCUCUCGCCCGCCAGAUCAGAGGGCUUCGGCGAUUCGGACGAACAAGACCUGGCCAGCUCACCGCUACUGCAUGAUCACGACGAUAAGAAUAGGGAUAAUGCUGCAUGGAGUAGUUCAAAUUCCACCAUUAGUGCGGGGAGUAGACGCGCUUCUGCAUCUAGGGAUGUGCCUGAGGCGCAUACCGGACGCGACGAAUCCCCCGUUCACCCCGAGGUCGCGAGAGCGCAAGCUACCGCGGUCGUUGGUGCUGCAGGGGGUUCUUCUGUACCGGCUAGCAACGCUGUGGCGUCUGCAGCUGCGGAGGGCAAGGGGCCCGGAGAGGAGUUUUCCUCGGCGAUACUGAGUAGCGAGGCGGAGAGGAUUCUGGAGAAUGCGAAGAAACGGUUAAAUCUCAUGGAAAACAAUCUCACUCGAGCUCGGUCGACGACGCCACGCACCGCCGCCUCACCUUCGCCCUCGAAUUCGGGAUAUAUCCAGCCAAUGGGUAUGCAUCAGCCAGUGGGCGGACUGUAUCGGUCGAUUGCGCGCACGGAUCCUAAGAGCUCUUCGCUUCGACGGCAGUCGCUCAUUGCGUCGCAGGAUACGACGAACAAUCGUCAUUCGAGAGUACACUCUGAGACGAAUAUUCCGUCUGAUUCGAGCUUUGCGAAUGAUAACAAGCGUGUCUCGCGUUCUGUCAGUGCGAUGGGCGCGAGCACUUCGUCUAGUCUUCAUACUGAUAAUCGGUCGUUCCAAUAUGCACCUACGAGAGCGUAUCUGACGCACCGGUCAUCGGUUUCUUCUACCCAGUCUCCGAUACAUAUGAAUGACCAGGGGCAACAGGAUCAGGCGGCCCAGUCACCUGUUUCCACCGAAGACAGUUCGCCGGACUCGCCGCAUGGCUUGGGAAUCUCCUCGGAGGAAGGAUCGAAAUCAAGCCCGGAUGGUUUUAGUCCGGUCUACAGCUCCUUUGGUCCCCCUAGCCGCGCGCAGUCGCAACUGCAGGUGCGUGAUCUCCAGUACCAGAUGAAGGGUCUUCACAUCAAGAUUUCUUCUCUCAAGGUGAAGACCCAGGAGGAUAAUCUUCGUCGGCGCAGCUUGCAAAGUUUACGAACACCCAGCCCAUUAACGGCCGCCGAUCACUGGUAUGCUAAUGCGCUGGAGCUCAGAGAUGGUCAGAGCAGUCGCGGUUCCAACCCUCGACGUGAUGUCAGCUCUGAAAACACCCGGGAUGUCUCGAAUGAUGCAGCGGCGGACGAUCGACGCAGAUACGAUGAGCACGCCGCUAAGAAUACACCCAAACACGCCGGAAAUCGGCAAGGGUAUGAGCCUGCUGACUAUGCCGAUGACCAAUCUGUCGCCGAGACCAUGUACGAAGAUGCCGAAGAAGGUGACUUUGAUGAAGACAUUGACCGCGAAGCGCUGGAUGAGAUCUUGCGUGAACCGCUCGACGAUGACUUCGAGAACGACAUGGAAGCCUUCCCCGACGUGCCAUCCCACACGGAUGCAACACCCCACGAGAUGCGCGAGGAUGCCUUUGACUAUGAGCAUUUCAUAUUGCAUAGCGCACUGGGCAACUACACGCAGCAACUCCGUCGGGUGAGCAACAGCUCGAAUGGAUCAGUCGAGACAACCCGGCCCACAUACGCGCGACACUCCCGUACCAACAGCAACAUGUCCGUUUCGACAGUGGCAACCUUCGCAACCGCAAAUGAAGGCGAGCGUCCCGACGACGAGGACGACGUUGACAGCGUAAUGUACUGGGACCGACGGUUCAAUCAUGAGCUGCGACAUGGCCAUAGCCAUAGCCAUUCCCAGUCUCAUGGCCAUAGCCACCAACCAAGUCCAAUCCAAGAGGUUGACAUCGAGGGUGACCGCUCUGAAACACCCCGUGGACCACGAUACAACAACGGCGACAACACCCCAGUGGACCCAAACAACCUUUCCCCUCAGAAACUUACUGGCCGCUCAUCCUCAGCCACGGCCGGUUCUGCAACUCCAACCUCUCUUGUCUCGUCCCUCGUCUCAACCGUGCGCGCGGCAUCCAUCACCCCCAGUGUCGGUGGUAUCAACGAUGAUGACACUCAGAUGCUGGAAGCACUAUUUGCCAGUCUUGGUAACGUUUGUAUGGACCUGCAGGCAAUCACGACCUCUGCGGAUCCAGACGUGAAAGCUGCGCGUGUGCUGCGGCGUCGUCUGGAUGCGGCGCGGAGAGUGCUAGAGGGAGAGCUUGAUGCUUGA
Messenger RNA from Penicillium expansum, 2424 nucleotides. RefSeq lists its product as uncharacterized. The transcript is spliced from 3 exons. The record is from RefSeq and is a predicted model, not a curated record. NCBI's taxonomy places the organism in Eukaryota, Fungi, Ascomycota, Eurotiomycetes, Eurotiales, Aspergillaceae. The coding region runs from base 1 to 2424 and encodes 807 amino acids.